Molecule: messenger RNA, 1808 nt
Organism: Topomyia yanbarensis
Lineage: Eukaryota; Metazoa; Arthropoda; Insecta; Diptera; Culicidae
Product: serine protease 55-like
Exons: 5
Coding region: 4-1590 (528 amino acids)
Biological process (GO): proteolysis
Molecular function (GO): serine-type endopeptidase activity
Source: RefSeq, a predicted model, not a curated record
CCCAUGACAUUCGCGAUGCGUGUACUCUUAUCACUAAUAUUACUCCUGGCAGCAUCGAAAAGUAGAGCUAUUCAAGUGAAAACUGACCAAUCUGACCGAUAUCGAUGCGGACAGCGCCCGAUUAACACGGUUGCAGUGAUUACAGCUGGGCAGACCACUCAGCCCGGUGAAUUCCCAUGGCACGCUGCCAUUUACCGGAUGGAACAGUUGGGAAGUUCGUACAUUUGCGGUGGCUUCUUAAUCAGUGAUCGUAUGACAAUCACGGCAGCACAUUGCGUCACAAAUCCCAACGGAUUUAAGGUUGUUCCUAGUGGUAUCUCGGUUCGCUUGGGAAUGUUUGAGCUAAUUACUGUGAGUAAAAGUACGCAAGAACAUCGAGUGGAGAAAAUCUAUCGACAUGAAAACUAUACGGCCAGCUCUUAUCGGCACGAUAUUGCGGUGUUACUUCUACAUACCAUUGCUGAGUUCAACGAAUACAUCCAACCGAUUUGCCUUUGGGACACCAACGAGUACGGCGAUGGUGGUGAACUUGUUGGAGUUGUAGCCGGAUGGGGUCUAACCGAGUAUGAGAUGUUGGCGAGCACUUUGAAGUCGACGGAAAUGCCGAUGGUUAGCUUCCUGGAAUGCCUGGAUGGGGACCGUAACUUAUUUUCUCAGGUUCUCUUUGAUGGAAUGUUUUGUGCUGGUUUAAGAAAUGGAACGAACGUGUGUAACGGCGAUAGCGGGGGCGCUUUUGCAGUGAAAGUGAAUGGAUCGUGGGUUGCGCGUGGUAUCAUUUCUUUCACUGGAUUGAGAGAAAACACCGUCUCAUUGUGUAAUCCUCGCAGUUUUGCUGGAUUCGUCAACAUCCCUCGAUAUGUGGAAUGGAUAGAGAAAGUGGCAAACUUGGAUCGAUUCAUAAUAAUCGACAAUCCUGCAGUGAAUAGCCCACGAGAACAUACCGGCGUUUCUAGUUCCACCGUAGCACCAUCCGAAUCGCCGAGUAGAAUGAGUGAGAAAAAAUGUGCGGAAUAUAAAAACGGGUCCCAGGAAUUGUCCUACUUGGCGUACGUUGCGAGGGAUACUCCAUUCAUGCGCGUGAUUGAUUGUUUCGUUAUAGUGAUAAGUAAACGCUUUCUAAUCUCAACAGCAGGCUGUCGUUCACUCCAUGUUUCCGAUAAAAGUUCAGAAGACGAACAAUUCGUUGUUAUCGAAACGGAAGGUCAAGCGUUUCACUACGAAAUAGAAGAUUUUCAUCAACAUCCCGAAUUUUCCCGCAGUCCGACAGACGAAAACAACCUCGCACUAAUUGAGCUGAAACGGAACACAUCGUUAUCCACCGGUCAGUUCGUGUGUCUGUGGAGCGACAAGGAUUUCGAUGUAGGAAAAAUUUUCCUGUAUUCAGCUACGGGAAUGGUGAAAGGAUUCGGAGCAUCCAAACCGGCGGCAAAAUGCUUCAAUCAACUGAUAGCACCAUCAAUAAUGAUACGAAGUCCAGCAGACGGCGUAUAUCAUCUUGUGGGAGUCAUUGUUAGCAGCACAUGCACAAAAAUUCGUUUUAUUAAGUUGCAGCAAUUUAUUCCUUGGAUUGAGAGCAUUGUGUGGAAAUAGGGAUGCUGCAUAUUUUUGAAUGGAGCUUCACCAGGGAUUUCGUAGGGAUGCCACAUGUUUUGGUGAAAUGGCUAUAUAAGGAAGUAGGCUGUUGACUGUUUUUGUCUACAAAUUCAUGUUUAUGCAUGUUCAUAUUAUCCAAAUUUUCGGCGAAUUGUAGUGUCUUCUUCAUAGGGAUUCAAUAUAAUUGAUGGUUUUCAAUAAAUAAUUUCAAUUUU